AUGGCACCCCUACCAGCUGUCACUCAAGUCCGUACUUUUGUGCAGUUCACGCGCUGGGGAUACUUCCCUUGCAUUGUCGCCUUCAUUGUCGCCUUCCUCUCCCAUACCACGCAUGGCGCUCCAUUGGGGCUCGAUACAUCUUUAUACUGCCCCAAGAAUCUCGACAUCCUGUGGAAUUUGGCAAAGUUCCUUGGCACAAACUACAUUGCCCACGCCAUUUCUGUUCCUCUUGCAGCGGAGGUUGGCAGAUUCACGCAACGCGUCACAGUCCGGUCGCCGACACAUUGGGCAGCAAUUGUGUCUCUCUUUUUGCCGUUUGGAGGGCUAGGGAGAGCGAUCUUGUUGGUUGCUGAGCACUUGGAAUCGCUGAACGACAACGUUCGAGCCGCGCUCAAACACGGAUCAAUUCACAUAAUCACUCGAACGGAGAUGUGGCAGCCUCCGGACGACAGGGAAGAGAUCAUUUUCGUCCGCCUUCCCCCCAAAUGGCAUGAUCUACCCUCGGACCACGCAAAUAAUGGCUAUGCCGCGUUCAAGCUCGUAUCAGAACGGGAAUCGCAUAUCGUUAUCGACCACCACGACCGCAAGAUCCACGGAGAGUUGCAUCUUCCCCGGGGCUAUGCUGUCGCAGCUCCUCUCGACAAAUCCAUCACCGAAAGCAUCAUCGACACUCGGCUACUCGACACUCGCGGCCUCAGCAUUCAUCGACCGCCACAGACCCUGAACCUCCUAGCCGCUGUUGCUCAAAUGGUUGCAGCGUGCAUCACUCUGAAAUCCACGAUAGGAAACCAGGUCGAGCGCUUCGGGUAUGCAGCAUACGGGUUGUCCGUAUUCCCCUACGCAUUGAUGUCGGCGGUGAACGUCAUCUGCUCUGCUAUUGUUGGGGACUUCACGUCUGGCUAUAUGCUCAGAACGCCUAUACUCCAGGAAGCCGAACGACGCGGGGCCGUCUUUGAUGGCAGUAUUGGGAGGGUGAGGUCGCUGUAUGCCGAGCCAGGGUACAAGGGGAAAUCCGGCUUUACGGCUGUGGGGAUGUCUAUCAAGCCCGAGAAUCCCGCGGUUGUGAAUUCACGCAAGAUACUUGUCGUGCGAGAUGGCGAGAAGAAGAAAGAAUUCCUCUUCGACCCAGAGCGCUACAAUACCGAUAUCGACACCUCCUUCUUCGAUAUCUCAUCUAUCACUCACGACGGCCAACACGACGAAAACGAAGUGAAGCCGUAUAAGAAACGUCACUGGCUGCGGUAUUUCGCAAUUGCACUGGCCUUCCUCAUCACCAUGCUCGCUCCCUACGCCGUCAUCUACUUCUUCUCUGGCUUCCGCAAAGGCCAGAGCACAACGGCACAGCGGCGGUGGAUGAUGUCGUGGUUGGUCGCCGACCAGGUUUCUGCAGCUGGCACAUUCGUCUUCUGGUGGAUUUGGCAGAAGCACGGCAACAUCAUCCCUAUCGCAGUACACUACGCCGGCGUUGCGGGACUUCUAGUGCCCGCAAUUGGCGGACUCGUCACCGUGGGUGCAAUGUUCCUGGAGGACAAUCAGUUCGGCCCUUGCGGCCCUUCCUGA
Postia placenta MAD-698-R-SB12 is the source of this 1560-nucleotide messenger RNA. RefSeq lists its product as hypothetical. NCBI's taxonomy places the organism in Eukaryota, Fungi, Basidiomycota, Agaricomycetes, Polyporales, Adustoporiaceae. The coding region runs from base 1 to 1560 and encodes 519 amino acids. The record is from RefSeq and is a predicted model, not a curated record. The transcript has 3 exons.